AUGCGAAACAAUUUUUAAUUAAUUUUUUUUCUUACAUGAAACGAUCACUAAUUCUGGCAGUUGAAAAAAUUAAAGUUCGUAUUUACCUUUCAUAUACCAGAACCAAAAAUAAAAUUGUUUGAAAAAUGAUCGACCUUUCUUAUACAUGAAGAAUUUUAAAUCGGGUGUUAGUAACUACUGAUAUAAAUUUGUGGACGAAGGCACAUAUAUCUCUGCAAAUUGUAUGUUUGCAUGUAAAUCAUGUUUUAUCAGGUUCGGUCAAGAACAUUUCAGAUGCAAAAAUAGAUGGCCGAAAUGCCAUGCAUACAUAUUUGCGCUCCGAGCCGAACGUCAAACGUUGUAUCUUUUAUUUUUAAAAUCACUUGUUUCACUCUUUUAUUUAUCUUACAAUGCCAUUACAUUUCUUUGCGUAUUAUUUGUAUCAAUGAAUGCAAACAAUCAUGGAACCGAGCGUACAUAUAUGUAUGCACAUAUACAUACGUAAUUUACGCAUGUAUCUAUAUAUACAUAUGUACAUAUGUAGAUCUGGGUAUGAAGAAAUGUAACUUUAUACAUAAGCUACAGAACAUGGUAAGGGAAAUAACAAUUCCAUUACAAAUUGUAAUCGCUACCCUCGAAUAAAAGGAAUUCAAAUCCAGUUCACAAGUUUUUUAUCCACUACAUCAUCCCUUGGUCAACACAGUCUGCACUGACUUUGGUUAAAUGACACAUACAUAUUUAUUUCAAUCCUACAAGUCUCAAAUUACAUAUCCAACGCAUUAUUGUCCAAGUACUAAUCCUAAGCAUUUGUACGUACGCAGCACGUAUAUAUAUUAAAUAAUAUUUCCAUAAUUCUUAUCUUGAUUUAAAAUAUGCCCUGAGUCACAAAUCAAACAAAUGUGAACAAGUAAAAAGUUAAUAUUAAACUAAUGUGGAUUGGAUACGAGCUUCUUUGUAUUUAGAUCUCACAGGCAUGAAUCACCAAGUUGAUAUAUAUACACUAAGAUAUAUGUACUUUUAUUGGUAUGUAAAUGAAAGAUUUCUCGUUACUGUAUAAUGUGACUUCUCGAUAAUUCUCCAAUAUUUUUCACACUUAAUUUCUGCUGUUGAUUUGGCAAGUACGAUUGAGAAACUACAUCUUAUCAGGAAAGAUUGACGACGCAAGGCUGUCACAUUCGCAAAUAUAUAAAUGGCCGUGCAUGGAAAAUCAAAUUAAAAUUGUCUAAACCGUCUUAACCGUCGCAUUGGUUAUAAAUUUCCUAAAAUACUUUUGACAAAUUUUAAAUUUUAGAUUCUUUUGAACGUUUAAAAACUAGCAAUUAAUUUACGACAGUUUGUAUCUUUAUUUUAUCCUGGAUUACACGCAUACGAUUAAAAUGAACUGUUAUCCAAGUUUUAUACUCUUGUGGUUACUUAUAAUCUUCACCAGUACAAUUGGGACAACUAGACCGUACCACACAAUUGAGAUUCGAAGGCGAAGUGAAUUAUCAUCUGGAGGACAUGUUUAUAACAUUACAAACUGCAAUCCAAAUCUGGCGGAGUUUGAUGAGCAUGAUAAAAUAAUGGAAAUAGAAACCAACGGAAACUGUUUCAACAUUUACUCUGAGAAAGGCUGCACAACUUCUGAGGGCCGACUUAUCCGAUACCAGGCAGGCAGACUGCUCACAGAACUCAGCAAAUUUAAUAAGCAUCGAUGGGAUGGGGAUUUGCAUGUGGACGACGAGCAUGUUCAGGUCAAAUCAGUCGGACCGUGCUUUGACAAGUGUGAUCCUCGCAAUUGGCAAGGAGACUCCCCAAGUCGGCCUGUGACCGUGACAAUCUAUGAGGAUGAAGACUUUACUGGAGAUGAAAUGACUCUAAAAGUUGAGGGAGAUCGAUGCUUUCCAAUAUCGUCGUCUGGUCCAGUGUCGACAAAAGCAUCCAUCAAAAUAUCCGGAGACGAAUCUUCUUGCAUCGAGCUUCAUGAUGACCCGUCUUGUGGUGGAAAUUUUACCCAAUUCCGACCAGGAUACCCAUACCUUCAUGACCUCUGGUUUUGGGGAAUAGCUGGGAACGAUAUCGCUGUGUAUGCCACAGCAAUUGCCAAAUGUGGUGUUCACUGUAACAAAACUAUACCUGAAGUGAACUCGAACGUAGAAACACAUCCUGGAAGGAAUUUUGUUAGUCUUUACGACCACCCUGGAUUCUAUGGAAACGCACGUCACGUAAACUUGACCGGUGGGGGUUGCUAUAAUUUAACACAGCGAGCUGCCUCAAUACGGACAUACGAUCAAUGUGUCAUUCUCUAUGAAGCCCCAAAUUGUCAACAGAAACGGAAUUCAUACACCAUCCAGAUAGGCGACCAAGAGUCCGUGGAUUACUAUUUGGAAAAAUUUAUGUCUUCAACCUUGCCCACGCCAGUUACCACUAAUUCCAUUCGACUUUGCGAUAAGCAGCCAAGUCUUCAAGUGACCUCGUCAUCACCGCCGACAGUUCCCAUGUCAUCGGAUGGUGCAACUUCUCCAUGUGCGAAUCAAGUUUCAGACACAAUUUCAACCAACAAUACCAGUUUUCCAAUGUGGGCAGUUACUCUCAUUUUUCUGGCUGAACUUAUUCUAAUUUGUUUCUCAGCCUUGGGUGGGGCUUACAUUUUUAAACGUUAUGAAAAUUUGGGCUACUCACGUAGUGAAAAUUAUAAUGUCUCGUACCAAUUACAAUCUUAAAACUUCACAUGUUCAGAAAAUGUUUUUUUUUGUUAUACGAUACCUCUGCACGAGCUUAGACAAUAAAUAAAGUAAACCAUCGAAUGUAAAAAUAUAAA
Molecule: messenger RNA, 2779 nt
Organism: Folsomia candida
Lineage: Eukaryota; Metazoa; Arthropoda; Collembola; Entomobryomorpha; Isotomidae
Exons: 4
Coding region: 1356-2681 (441 amino acids)
Source: RefSeq, a predicted model, not a curated record